This is a messenger RNA of Phyllotreta striolata, 672 nucleotides long. The record is from the annotation of a GenBank genome assembly. Lineage: Eukaryota; Metazoa; Arthropoda; Insecta; Coleoptera; Chrysomelidae.
AUGUAUUCAGUUUUUGUGAAACGAUUAAUUCAAAACUUGAAUGAAAUAAUGUUCAUUAAAACCAAACAGAAUGGUUUGCAAACUGUUCGACACUUUUCGUCUAAUUCAAAUGUGAAUCCUAAACUCGAUUUAGAAGUAAACAGAAUAAUUUGGAUCGACAUGGAAAUGACCGGUCUGGAAGUCGAUAAAGAUAAAAUUAUGGAAAUCGCUUGUCUCGUCACCGAUGCAGAUCUGAACGUAGUAGCAGAAGGUCCCGACAUCAUAAUCCACCAACCCAAAACCAUUUUAGACAACAUGAACAGUUGGUGUAAAAAACAACACAAGAAAACAGGUCUGACCCAAGCUUGCCUAGACUCCACUGUAGGCCUCGAAGAUGCGGAAAACGAGAUCUUGAAGUUCAUCAAAGAACACACGAGCGAGAAAAUGUCGCCUUUAGCCGGAAACAGCGUUUACAUGGAUCGAUUAUUUCUCUUAAAAUACAUGCCUAGGAUAAACGAUUACUUACAUUAUCGAAUAAUCGAUGUCUCGACCGUUAAGGAGCUUUGCAGGAGGUGGAACCCGAAAAUUUUCGACAACGCUCCCAAGAAGAAUUUCACGCAUAGGGCUUUAAGUGAUAUCAAGGAAAGCGUAGAAGAACUGAAGUUUUACAAAAGCACGUUUUUUAAAUCUUGA